CGGGUGGUUUUCUCAGUCCGCCGCCGCCGGGCUCCGGGUGCGAGCGCAGCAGCGGCGCUGCCGGGCCACGAGACCGGCUCCGCGCACCAUGGCCCUGAGCGCGGAGGCGGAGUCGGGGAUCUACCGCUCCCUGCGCGCUGCCUCGGGCGCUGCGGCGCACCUGGUCUCGCUGGCGCUCCCCGUGUCCGUGGCUGUGGUCGCCAGGCCCGGGUCAAGCUUAUUCUCCUGGCACCCUCUCUUAAUGUCACUUGCGUUCUCCUUCUUGAUGACAGAAGCCCUGCUGGUUUUCUCUCCAGAGACCUCGCUGCUGCGCUCCUUCUCCCGCAAAGUCAAGGUCCGCUUCCAUUGGGUGCUGCAGCUGCUCUGCCUCCUCUGUGCCUUGCUGGGGCUAGGCAUCAUCAGCUACAACAAGUACCUGAAUGGCAAGUCCCACUUUGUCACCUGGCAUGGCCUGACUGGCUUGCUGACUGUGCUGUAUGCCAGCAUGCAGUGUAUGGGGGGCCUCGCCCUCCUGUACCCCAAGCUGAUGAAAAACUGGACGCUGGCCAAGCUGAAGCUCUAUCAUGCCACCUCUGGGUUGGUUUGCUACCUCCUGGGCUGUGCCAGCCUCAUGCUGGGCAUGUGCUCCCUGUGGUUUACCACCUUGGUGACUGGCAUCUUCUGGUACCUGGCAGUACUGUGCCCUAUCCUUACCAGCCUGGUUAUCAUGAAUCAAGUGAGCAAUGCUUACCUCUACCGCAAAAGGAUGAAGCCUUGAGGGAUGAUGCUGGAACACUGCCUUCCUGUGAUCCUUGAAGGUUCUGCACAUAGUCCAUGGGGCAUUCAGGGGCUUCUGGGUCCUUGGGUGCAGGAAGUCUCCAGUGCAGCUCACCUGCUUGCUGUUGUGUGAUGUUUCUGUGGAGCUAGACUUCUAUUUUCUUUUUAUUACUGAAACUGUCUGUCAUGUUGAACCUGCUGUUCAGAAAACUUCUUGCAGCCCUGAUCUCAGGGUUGUAGUUUCUGUCAGCUAAGAUGUGUGUUCUGUGUGAAAAACCUCAGUAAUCCAUCUAUGCCUGCUCUGGUACUGAAUAGUGUCCUAGCAGUACCUGCCUCUGGAGGUGGCAAACAGCUUGACAGUACUUGCACUGGAUGCUAUGCCUGCUUGCUCAGACUUUGUACAGCCAGCAGCAAAAAGGCUUUUCAGGGCUACUUGUGCUUAAUAGGCUCAAAUCUCAUGCAUUUUUUUUCCUCCCAUAUAAGCACUGGGAAUAUAGAGGUGACUGAGGGCAGGGAAGCUUAUUCCAUUUGUUUGUAACUGGGAGCACCUUGCAUUCUGCCUUCUAGGUCACUUUUGUUAGUAAAACUCCAUGUUUCCUUGCAAUGAAGAAGCCCACAGGACAGGUCACUCUAAACCAAUAUGGGGAGAGGAGUUGUGAGGCUGUGCUUUACAGAUCCAUAUCACAGCAUGUAGGAUGUGAAUACCAACCGGGGGGGGGGGCCUGCCUUUGGAGAACAACCAAUACAAAGAUGCACAGGCCUGGGGCAGACAAGUCCAGAAGGGCAGCAGAGGGGCUGCUUUCUCCCCUCAAGAGGAGGAGCCUCCCAGGUACCCUAGUAGAGAAUUUGACAUCAAGGAGAUUUGAGCUACUGAGUUAAUAUCAUUCUGUGAAAGGAGUUGAACCCAAGCUGGGAGUGCAGAUGACCAACUCCAUACCCAUCACCUUGGGUUUGGUACUAUCAGUGUUGGAAGCCCCUGAAUGGAGCAGAGUCCAUUAAAGGUCUUUCCUGCAUACAGCUGCCUGGCAAAGGACAGCAUGUCAUCUGAGGUCUGGCUCACCCUCUGCAGCAUUUGCUGGGGCCUGGAAAAUUUAAUUACAACUGUGGCAGAGACUCAGUACCUCACUAUAUCGGAAUAUAGCUGCACAAGGGCCUCUGCUUAUGUAUGAUUUAUAAAGAAGUUAUCUCCAGGCUUAAAAGUCAAGUGACCAACCCAGGAAAGGGAGCAUCUCACCUUGUGGCAACUUAUGCAUGCAGGGCUGGAGCUGUUGCCGAGCUAGUUUGGACACGGAAGGGAAAGGGGGGGGCCUCUCUCCCCACUAUGUCAACUUGGAGCACAUCAGCAUAACUAGCUUUACUUAACAGGUAGGGGAACUGACUUACCUGGGGUCACACAAUGAGUAGAGCUAAGAAUAGGGCAACAGUCUCCAGGAAUGGAGGCAGUGCUGCUAAACCAGCUUCUCUCCCCGAUUCUGUUGCAUCCUUGAGCUAAAACUCUAACUCACUGUUGUCCUUCCAGCCAUGUGAGUAUUAGCACCAGGCAGGUACUUGUGUCCCCAUUCUGCAUGUUAAUUGGAUCAUGUUCCCAUUGUAUGUACCAUACUGUCUUUGAUUUACUGGUCACUGGAACAGGGGGAGAGGUGGGAAGUGGAUUGUACAGGUGAUCCUGUGGCACUGAGGUGGCCAGAAGAGGAGGUGGAGCAAGUAGCUUGUUUGAAAGGGAAGGUGCAAAUACUGCUGUCCUGGGGAAGAGGAGAAAUGUGAGCCUCCCAUGACACAAUAUAGAAAAAUGCACUUUGGUUUCAGAAUGAUGGAGCUGGAAACUGAAUGUAACUACUGGCUUGAUUCUUCUUCUCACAAAAAACACAUAGGGAAGAGAACACAAGUCUCCCAAAAUCAAGUCAUUUUUGAGGGAGAGGCUUAGUACAUAUGGACUAAGCUAGUGUCUGAUCCCAGUGAGAGGAACCUUCACCUGUUACUUGAAUAAACCAGGAAACAACUGAUGAACCAUAAGAUGUCCACCUUAGAAGACUCAGUAUCACAUCCUGGAGCAUUACCUGCCAUACAGUAGUCCCAUUUCACAUGGUCACAGAAAUUUAGUGGCUUAAGGGAUGCCCAGAUUGUGAACAUCCCUGAAAAACAUUGCUUCAUUCAAAAGUAGGGAGAUGAAUGCCUUUCCUGCUGUCUGGAUACGCGUAUCCCUGGCUCCAGAAUGAAGCCCUAUUUCCACCUGUAACACAGGUGUCAUGUUCAUGGCUUUCCUUCCCAGUUGAAUGUGUUAAUGAACCUACCUUACCAGCAGCAAAGUCCCAUGUAGCUUUAUGGGUACAAGGGAUGCAGAAAUGGUUUCAUAGGUGGGGGAGCCUCAAUCUAUUACUUUAAGUUUCAGGGUAGAAGAACUGCAGCUGUAGACAGCAGCACUUUCAGCCCACUUGUAAAAGCACAUCCUAGUCUCUGCAGGACAGGUGAACUGGGAAAAGACCUGAGCAAGAACAAUAAAUCUGCAUCCAGAGCCUUUUAUAUAUACAAUAAAAAGUUUCUAACAGCUA
Molecule: messenger RNA, 3305 nt
Organism: Gavialis gangeticus (Gharial)
Lineage: Eukaryota; Metazoa; Chordata; Crocodylia; Gavialidae
Product: cytochrome b561 domain-containing protein 2
Exons: 3
Coding region: 89-757 (222 amino acids)
Cellular component (GO): endoplasmic reticulum
Molecular function (GO): transmembrane monodehydroascorbate reductase activity
Source: RefSeq, a predicted model, not a curated record